AUGCGCAUCUCUAAAUCGGCUUCGUCGCACACUAGGACGCCUAUUUACAUCUGCGCAUUUCAAGACUGCAACCGACUCUUUCCUUCUCGUGACCGCGUCAUGCUUCAUCGCAAACGCGACCACGACUCUGGGGAUGACCGCGACAUCCUCACCUGGAACGAGUAA
Pisolithus orientalis is the source of this 165-nucleotide messenger RNA. RefSeq lists its product as uncharacterized. Lineage: Eukaryota; Fungi; Basidiomycota; Agaricomycetes; Boletales; Pisolithaceae. The record is from RefSeq and is a predicted model, not a curated record. The transcript is spliced from 2 exons. Bases 1 to 165 code for a protein of 54 amino acids.